This is a messenger RNA of Dichomitus squalens LYAD-421 SS1, 831 nucleotides long. Its product is annotated as ClpP/crotonase. Gene Ontology annotation, biological process: fatty acid beta-oxidation. The coding region runs from base 1 to 831 and encodes 276 amino acids. The record is from RefSeq and is a predicted model, not a curated record. Lineage: Eukaryota; Fungi; Basidiomycota; Agaricomycetes; Polyporales; Polyporaceae. The transcript is spliced from 9 exons. Gene Ontology annotation, cellular component: peroxisomal matrix.
AUGUCGAAAGUCAUCGUUGAGGUCUCCCAAGGCAUUGCCACGAUUACAUUUGACAGACCGAAGUCACUCAAUGCGAUCGAAAGAGAAGAUUACCAUGCAUUCGCAGAAGCACUCCGGGCGAUUGACAAACGCACAGAUGUAAUUGCAACUAUUUGGCAAGCGAACGGAACUUGGUUCUCAGCAGGAACUAGCGUGAAGAGGACCGUGGACCCAUCGAAGAUCCAUACUGCUCGUGACUUCUUCACGGACAGUAUCGCGGUGGUGAACACCGACGUCAGCCGUGCACUUUACACCCAUAGUAAGAUUUUAGUUGCGGCUCUGAAUGGGCCUGUCAUGGCUUUCCUCGGACACUUCGACUUUAUCUACGCGUUGCCCGGCGCAUGGCUGUCGGUACCCUUCACAUUCCUAGGCAAGUCUCCUUUCCGAAUGUCGCCGACCGAGCAACCACGUAUUGUCGCGGAAGCAGGUUCUAGCGUAACGUUCCGUAACCGCAUGGGUGCUGCUAAAGCGAACGAGGUAUUGAUAUUUGGCAAGAAGAAGGAGGCGCAAGAGCUGCUUGAGUGCGGCUUCAUCAACAAAAUUUUCCCCGAACAACCUGUACCUGCUUUCCAAGCCGCAGUGCGCAAGCAUGUCCUGUCCGAACUGGAUGGCUUGGAUCCCUCGGCUGUUCUUGGCGUCAAGAGCGUCAUCAAGGCUGGCUUCAACGACCAACACAGUCUUGACACGGUCAACCUUCGGGAGAGCUACGCCCAGGCUGAUCGGUUCGAGACAGGCAUACCCUUGGAGCGGUUUGCAAAGAUCGCGAGGAAGGAGAUCAAGCACAAGCUGUGA